This is a messenger RNA of Dermochelys coriacea (leatherback sea turtle), 3638 nucleotides long. RefSeq names its product adenylate kinase 3 (gene AK3). The transcript has 5 exons. Gene Ontology annotation, biological process: nucleobase-containing compound metabolic process. Lineage: Eukaryota; Metazoa; Chordata; Testudines; Dermochelyidae. Bases 116 to 745 code for a protein of 209 amino acids. Gene Ontology annotation, molecular function: ATP binding; AMP kinase activity. Gene Ontology annotation, cellular component: mitochondrion; cytoplasm. The record is from RefSeq and is a predicted model, not a curated record.
GCGCAGUCCCGCAGCAGCCGCCAAGCCCGCCCCCGCCCCGGAUGCGCCGCGGCUGAGGCCCCAGCGAAGGGUUCCCCGGGCGCCGGGCAGCGAGGCGGGCCCCCUCCCGCUCGGCAUGGGGGUGCGGCCGCCGCCGCCGCUGCUGCUGCUGCGGGCCGUGAUCGUGGGCCCGCCGGGCUCCGGCAAGGGCACCGUGUCCUCCCGCAUACUCAAGCACUUCGCCCUGAAGCACCUCUCCAGCGGGGACCUGCUCCGGGACAACCUGCAGAGAAGGACAGAGGUCGGUGUCAUUGCCAAGACCUACAUCGAUCAAGGGCAGCUUAUUCCAGAUGACAUCAUGACACGGUUGAUGCUGAAUGAGCUGAAAAAUCUACACAGGUAUCACUGGCUGCUGGAUGGUUUUCCCAGAACAGUUCCACAGGCAGAAGCUCUGGAUGAAACAUGUCAGAUAGAUACUGUGAUUAACUUGGAUGUGCCAUUUGAGACCAUUAAACAACGGCUCACUGCACGCUGGAUCCAUCCUGGUAGUGGCAGAGUCUACAAUCUUGAAUUCAAUCCUCCCAAAGAUGUUGGCCUUGAUGAUAUUACCAGAGAGCCACUUGUUCAGCGUGAUGAUGAUAAGCCAGAGACUGUUACAAAGAGACUGAAGGCUUAUGAGGCACAGACAAAGCCUGUUCUGGACUAUUACCAUUCAGCAGCGACUACCUCAGAGCGCUUUUUCUCCUUUGGAACACACCAGAUCUGAUAUGGUCACUAACUUCGCUCUCCCUUUCAUGUGUACCACUCUAGAAACAAAGCAUGAAACCUUUGACAUACCUAGGUUCUUCUUUUAGAAAACAGAAGGUUGCUCUUGCAGCUGAACUCUUACAUGGCAACAAUGUUGCCAAUACACCUCCACCAGGACAACCUUUGAAGUGUCUUUCAACUCUGAAGUGGAGAUACUGAUUUGUCUACACUUGUUCUUUUGUCUCGCCUUUAGAAAAAAAGGUGUACUGGAAUCUUUCUCUGGAACAGAAACGAACGAGAUCUGGCCAAUGGUGCAUGCUUUCCUCCAAACCAAAUUACCAGAAGUGAGCUAACAGGAAGCUGCCCCACACAGAUGAAGUUGGGUCUUUGUUGGUAAGCACAAGCUACCAGCUGUCUCCAUUUUCAGAAUGAUUGUCUAGAAUAUUAGAAACUUGCAAAAAUCAUUGUUCUGCUUUACUGUUUGAUAUGAAAAAACAGAUCAGUAGCUAAGAUCUAAUCUCCAACAGUCACCCCUCAGCUUUUCAACUUUGUGCAUUCAGAUUUUUCACUUCUGUAUACUCAUUUUAAAGCUGUAUUUUUAUAUGCAAUUUACCCAAUUCUUGUAAAAGUGACCAACUGUAAUAAAAAGCAACUAGUUUCAUGUCUGUGCAUUUGCCAAAAAAACAUUUUCUGAAAUGCUUCUCAAUUUUUAGAAAAAUGAAUUUGAGUAAAGGCACCAGCAUUUUUUUUCCUCAACAUGAUACAUUAGGCAAGAUGGCUUAAAAAAACCCCCAAACUCAUGAGUAGAAGUGUUCAAAAUUCACAUUAGUGUCAACUGCUCAUGCUUACCAAGCACCUUUCAGCAAAUGUAGAACAAUGCAUAUUUAUACUGUAGAAAAGAUGCCGUUAGCUAGAUACUGUGGAUACCAAAGUCAUGUAGUGAAAGUGGUGUAGCUGCAGGCUCAGUAAGGAAAAUAGUAACUCAUAUUGAGAGCUGGUUACAGUUCAAACUCCUUUACUGUUUGUAGCAGGAGGUUGUCUUGAUAGCCUCAAACUGGAUCAUUGUCAGAGGGUAAAUCACACACUGAUAAAAUUUGCAGAUAUUUGUAUCAGUGGUGUUAACAGUAACCCAAUGCACCAUUCCUCAUGGAAUUAAUUUAACAGGCAAUGGAAAAUUAAAACUUUGCUUAUCAUGGAUGUUGUACCUCACCUGGUCCACUUUCACAAAAUGGCUUAGGAAGAUGGUGACCAGUCACUUUGAACAGUUCAGAAAAUUCAUCUAGAAAACUUAAUCCAAAACCCAUUUAAUGAAAGGGGAAAAACCUUGACAGCUGUAAGAUUUAGGCACACCAGUGCAGAGCAUACCAGACUUAAUAUUCAAAGCAAUGAAUUUGCAAUGUGAGGUCAAGAAAAAGGCCAAGAUAACUUUGGCUACAUUCCUAGCUCACAAGAAGAUCAUUCUCUGUAAGGAUUAGUUCCUCCUAUUAGGAGAGAGUGAUAAAAUGAGUUCAGGAGAGCUACUGCAUUACAAGGGAAGAAAAUAGGGCCAGAUCCACAAAGGCACGUAGGCUCCUGACUUCCCUUAAAGUCAAUGGAAGUUAAGAGUACCAGUGCCUUUCUGGAGCUGGCCCUAGAUAUUACACAUUUAGUUGGACUAGAUAACUACUCCAGCAGAAGCAGCACAUAGAUCUAAUUGCCUGAAGGAAGACUAAUAAUUUGGGCUUGUACUCCUAGAAGUAAUGGAAUGUAAUUCAGAAGAGUCAAGUUUAGAACAAAAUGUCAGAAAAAAUUUGCUCAUGAGAUCAAUGAGGCUUUAGCCUGGCUUCUUAUGUUAAAUAAGAAGCCAUGCUUAUUUGGGAUACUUGAUUAGACAAAGUACUAGAAAGCAUACUAAAGAAAAUGGAUUAGAUAUCUUAUUUUCAUGAAUACAGUGAAUCCUGAACAUUGACACUAUACAACAGUCAAUUAGGGGCUCUGGUCAUCUUAAAUUUCAGUCACACACAGCACUACAAUAAAAUGCUUUAUUACAGAAAAUUAAAUCUCAUUUCCAAAGCAGAGGGGGAGAAUCUUGCCACAAGAGUAUACCUUCAAGCUGCUUUGAUUAAACAUAUUAGCUAUGUUUUGUCAAGCUAUCUUGAAGCCUUUUUAUCCACAUUUAAAGUUACAAAACUGACCUUUUUUGUUAUUUCACUCCACCAAGUUACAACAUUAACAAAAUUCUGACUACCUAGUUGCACCUAGAAGAGUCCAACUGGUUACACUCUGGUUACAUUUGGUAUGGUAGAGUGCAACUUUAAUCCUCAGUUAAUGAGGUUAUAGAGCAGAGAUAUUAAAACAGUAGGGUAACAGUCUCUCCCAUAAGAUUAAUAGAGAUGAGUACACUGCAUGUUUUGGUGGUAGAGAACCAGCCUCAUUCCCAUUCCACACUGGACUUUGAUGGCUGAGGUCAAUAACCCUCUAAGCUUGGCUCUUUCAAAUACCCAGCAGUCCAGAUUUUUGUAGCUACUGCUGGUCUUUACAAUGAACUCUCAUACCCAUUUUUUCAGCCUUACAGACUCUGCUGAUUUCAUUUCCCUCAAUCCCACUUCUUCAGAAACUAGUCAGCAAGAUCUAGGUACAGAAGUCAAUCAAUCACAUCCAGAUAGUUCAACUUUAUGGAUCUGGUAUAACUGGCAGCAGACUAUGCUGCUGACAGCAUCACUCCUCACUGCUGUUGAUCCAACAAACAGGUCAUCUAGUAGUAGUGCCUGCAUAGUUUAAAUACUUUACAGUAGGGUUUUUACUCCAAAGUAUUAACACCACCAGUACUGACACAGUCCAAGAAAAGCAUCUGAAGAAUUUGGAAAGCUUUUCGUUUGUUAUAAGCAUAAGGCUGUUGAGGUAGGUACUAUUCAGUUUGGGUCCUUUUUUUU